Messenger RNA from Microthlaspi erraticum, 462 nucleotides. NCBI's taxonomy places the organism in Eukaryota, Viridiplantae, Streptophyta, Magnoliopsida, Brassicales, Brassicaceae. The record is from the annotation of a GenBank genome assembly.
AUGAGGAAGUCUCCCAUUCACCAAACCGGCCCUUAUCUUCAUCAGUUUGCAUCCAUCCAAUCUCCCUACAGUCCAACACCAAUGAUUGUGGCAAAGAUCUAUCACAAUCACACAUCCGUUUGCUACAACUCCAAGGCUAAUCCCAACUAUGCCUUGCCUAAGGCUGCCCUUCAAGAUAUUUUAUCAUGGACACAUGGUCUAAAGACGUUCCAGGGAGAGCUUUGGUCACAUGGACCAACAAGGGAGAAAGCAGGCAAAACGGAGCCCAAAGGAGCUCGAUCGACUCCUCACAGAUCGAUCGACUCAUCGCGACACAACAGCUCGAUCGACCCCGAUCGAUCCCGUGCGAAAGGAGACAGCUCGAUCGAUCCCAUGCAAGGGAGGUGCAUGAUCACUAGAUCUCGACGGAGCAACCGCAACGAAGAGCUUCUCAUCCUGUCCAACGCAGAACUUGCAGAGUAG